Didymodactylos carnosus is the source of this 513-nucleotide messenger RNA. The record is from the annotation of a GenBank genome assembly. NCBI's taxonomy places the organism in Eukaryota, Metazoa, Rotifera, Eurotatoria, Philodinida, Philodinidae.
AUGAAAAUAAAUACGUGUCAAAACCGUAAAACGGUUCAUCCAAAUGAUGUAAGAAAUAUUGAAGAUGCAUUACAGAAUUUGAAACGUUCAAUCAGUAAACUAAAACCGGAUACAUUUAAUGUUGACGUUAAAUUACCUUGUGAAGUACACUUAGAUACAGCGUUGGAAAACAUUAAACAACAGCAACAACUAUUGAAUGAGAAAGAUAAGCAAAUAGAUCAUUAUCGAAAAACGUAUAUUCCGAUUUCGGAUAAGAAAAAGGAAUUUCGUGCAUUUUUUAUGAAAUUGGGUGUGUCUGUGCUAUACGAUUACGUCCUUGUUGGUGACAAAGUUAGAAUAAAUUCAAAUGGAUUUUAUAAACCAAACAUUCAUUACAAGACUGGAACAAUCGUCGCUGUGAAACAGCAGACAAUUAUAGUAAGAUGGGACAAUGGAAUCGAAAUCGCUUAUGAGUGUGAUGGUAAAAGACAUGAUUUACUGUGGGAUAUAACUGUUCCGGAUAUUACUUUUUAA